This is a messenger RNA of Lynx canadensis (Canada lynx), 2775 nucleotides long. It is a transcript of the gene DTL, whose product is annotated as denticleless E3 ubiquitin protein ligase homolog. The record is from RefSeq and is a predicted model, not a curated record. The transcript has 15 exons. Gene Ontology annotation, biological process: proteasome-mediated ubiquitin-dependent protein catabolic process; mitotic G2 DNA damage checkpoint signaling. Gene Ontology annotation, cellular component: nucleus. Lineage: Eukaryota; Metazoa; Chordata; Mammalia; Carnivora; Felidae. Bases 115 to 2307 code for a protein of 730 amino acids. Gene Ontology annotation, molecular function: protein binding; protein-macromolecule adaptor activity.
GGGAGUUGGAGGCAAUAACUAGUCGUGUUCAGAGGGGCGCAAGCUACGAUUUCUGCAGAACCUAGGGGCAUUUCCACGGCUUUUCCUGCAGUUGAACCUUUUCCUCUGGCCCAGAUGCUUUUCAAUUCGGUGCUCCGCCAGCCCCAGUUCGGCGUCCCGAGAAAUGGAUGGUCUUCACAGUACCCUCUACAGUCCCUUCUAACUGGUUAUCAGUGCAACUGUAAUGAUGAGCACACUUCUUAUGGAGAAACAGGAGUCCCAGUUCCUCCUUUUGGAUGUACCUUCUGUUCUGCUCCCAAUAUGGAGCAUAUACUAGCAGUUGCCAAUGAAGAAGGCUUCGUUAGGUUAUAUAACACAGAAUCACAAGCCAAUCGAAAGAAGUGUGUCAAAGAAUGGAUGGCUCACUGGAAUGCUGUCUUUGAUCUGGCCUGGGUUCCUGGUGAACUUAAGCUUGUUACAGCAGCAGGUGAUCAAACAGCCAAAUUUUGGGAUGUAAAAGCUGGUGAGCUGAUUGGAACAUGCAAAGGUCAUCAGUGCAGCCUCAAAUCAGUUGCCUUUUCUAAGUUUGAGAAAGCCGUCUUCUGUACAGGUGGAAGAGAUGGCAACAUUAUGGUCUGGGACACCAGGUGCAACAAAAAAGAUGGAUUUUAUAGGCAAGUGAAUCAAAUCAGUGGAGCUCACAAUACCUUAGACAAGCAAACCCCUUCAAAACCUAAGAAGAAACAGAAUUCAAAAGGACUUGCUCCUUCUGUGGAUUUCCAGCAGAGUGUUACUGUGGUCCUCUUUCAAGAUGAGAAUACAUUAGUCUCGGCGGGAGCUGUGGAUGGGGUAAUCAAAAUAUGGGAUUUACGGAAGAAUUAUACUGCUUAUCGACAGGAACCCAUAGCAUCCAAGUCUUUUCUGUACCCAGGUAGCAGCACUCGAAAACUAGGAUACUCAAGUCUGAUUUUGGAUUCCACGGGCUCUACUUUAUUUGCUAACUGCACAGAUGACAACAUCUACAUGUUCAAUAUGACUGGAUUAAAGACUUCUCCAGUGGCUAUCUUCAAUGGACAUCAAAACUCUACCUUCUAUGUUAAAUCCAGUCUUAGUCCAGAUGACCAGUUUUUAGUCAGUGGCUCAAGUGAUGAAGCUGCCUAUAUCUGGAAGGUCUCCACACCCUGGCAUCCUCCUACGGUACUCCAGGGUCACUCUCAAGAGGUCACAUCUGUGUGCUGGUGUCCAUCAGACUUCACAAAGAUUGCUACCUGCUCUGAUGACAAUACACUGAAAAUCUGGCGUUUGAAUAGAGGCUUAGAGGAGAAAUCAGGAGGAGAUAAGCUCUCCAUAGUGGGUUGGGCAUCUCAGAAGAAAAAAGAGGCGAGAGCUGACCUAGUAACAGUGACAAGUAGCCAGAGCACUCCUGCCAAAGCCCCCAGAGUAAAGAGCAGUCCAUCUAUUUCUUCCCCAUCAUCAGCAGCUUGUGCUCCAAGCUGUGCAGGAGACCUCCCUCUUCCUUCAAAUACUCCCACAUUCUCUAUUAAAACCCCUCCUGCCAAAGCCCGGUCUCCCAUCAGCAGAAGAGGCUCUGUGUCCUCGGUCUCUCCCAAGCCACCCUCGUCUUUCAAGAUGUCCAUUAGAAACUGGAUGACCCGAACACCAUCCUCCUCACCACCCAUCACGCCACCUGCUUCUGAAAGCAAGAUCACUUCUCCAAGAAAAGCCCUCAUUCCUGUGAGCCUAAAAUCAUCCCAAGCAGUGGCUUGCUCUGAGUCCAGAAAUCGAGUCAAGAGGAGGCUGGACUCAAGUUGUCUGGAGAGUGUGAAACAGAAGUGUGUGAAGAGUUGCAACUGUGUGACUGAGCUUGAUGACCCAGUUGAAAAGCUUCAUUUGGAUCUGUGCUGCCUUGCUGGUAGCCAGGAAGACCUUGGUAAGGACUCUCUAGGUCCUCCCAAACCAAGCAAGAUUGAAGGAGCUAGUAUGAGUAUCUCAGAGCCUCCUUCUCCCGCCAGUCCUUAUGCUUCAGAAAGCUGCGGAACACUACCUCUUCCUUUGGGAUCUUGUGGAGAAGGGUCUGAGGUGGUAGGCAAAGAGAAUAGCUCCCCGGAGAAUAAAAACUGGUUAUUGGCCAUGGCGGCCAAACGGAAGGCUGAGAAUUCAUCUCCCCGAAGUCCAUCCUCCCAGACCCCCAAUUCUAGGAGACAGAGUGGAAAGACUUCUCCAGGCCCGGUCACUAUUACUCCCAGCUCCAUGAGGAAAAUCUGUACAUACUUCCAUAGAAAAUCUCAAGAUGACUACUGUAGUCCCGAACAGUCAACAGAAUUAUAGAUUCUAAUCUGAGUGAGUUAACUGAACUUUGGCCCCUUAAAACAAGACAAAAAAUACAACAGACUGAUUCAGUAACUCUGAUCUUUAAGAAAGCUACCAUUCAUUUUCAGAGAAAAAUCGUUUCAACUCUGAAGCUUACCUACUCUGGUUCUAAGCUUAUAUGCAGCUUCCUUGGGGUGAAUGCUGUGUUUAAAUUCCAUAAAGUAAGUUUGUCACUCUGUAACAUUUUGAAUGAGUAGUCUUCACUUUUUAAAUUAUGCCUCUUCUCUACAAUAAUGACAUCCCAGCUCAUAGAGGCAAAAAGUAAGACUUGUCUCUUGUUACUCUGAGACUGUGGGUACACAGUGGAAAAUAUCUGCUGGUCACAGCAGGAGGCCUGUCUGUGAAGGCCAAGUGCUGAAGAAGUCUUCUGCUGGGGACCCCUGGAUCUGUGCUGCCUCAAACAAAUAUAAUUUCAUUUAAAAUUUA